AUGGACGCAUUGAAGCAGACUUUCAAGCGGUGCAAGGCCGAGAACCGGUCUGCCCUAGUGACCUAUGUCACUGCCGGCUUUCCGAAGCCUGAGGACACCGCCGCCGUCAUGCUCGGCAUGCAAAAGGGUGGUGCGGACGUCAUAGAACUCGGUGUCCCCUUCACAGAUCCCAUUGCCGACGGCCCCACGAUCCAGACCUCCAACACCGUCGCCCUCCAAAAUGGCGUCACGAUCGGCUCGGUGCUGCAGAUGGUGCGCGACGCCCGCCAACAGGGCUGCACCGUCCCCGUCCUGCUCAUGGGCUACUACAACCCUCUGCUGUCGUACGGCGAGGAGGCUCUGCUGAGAGAUUGCAAAGCCGCCGGCGUGAACGGCUUCAUCGUGUGCGAUCUGCCGCCCGAGGAGGCCGUCUCUUUCCGCAAAUUCUGCAGCAGUGGCGGUCUCAGCUACGUGCCCUUGAUUGCGCCGGCCACGAGCGAGACCCGCAUGAAGAUCCUGUGCCGCCUCGCCGACAGCUUCAUCUACGUUGUCUCGAGACAAGGUGUCACCGGAGCUCUGGGCUCGUUGAACGCAAACCUGCCAGCCCUGGUAGCACGAGUGAAGCAGUACAGCGGCGACAAGCCCGCCGCCGUCGGGUUCGGUGUCUCGACUCGGGAGCACUUCCAGAGCGUCGCCGAGGUCGCCGACGGUGUCGUCAUUGGCUCGCAGAUCGUCACGACCCUGCAAAAGGCCGACCCGAGCAACUUGGCCAAGGCCGUCGAGGAGUACUGUGCGUACGUUUGCGGACGCACCUCCACCGCCCAGGAGGAGCUCACGCGUGAGGUCGGUGUCAUUGAGGCCAUCAACGGUGCCCGGGAGCCUAACGGCGAGAACGUCACGGUCAACGGUGUCAUCACUGACCAUGACCACGACAACGAUGCUCUCAUGGCAGAACUGGGCCUGCUGCACGGCAAGAUCCCCGACCGCUUUGGCGAGUUCGGUGGCCAGUACGUGCCCGAGUCCCUGAUGGACUGUCUCUCCCAGCUCGAGGAUGGGUUCAACGCCAUCAAGGACGACCCCAAGUUCUGGGAAGAGUACCGCGGCUACUACCCCUGGAUCGGCCGCCCCGGCCACCUGCAUCUUGCCGAGCGCCUCACCGAGUACGCCGGCGGUGCCAACAUCUGGUUGAAGAGAGAAGACUUGAACCACACUGGUUCGCAUAAGAUCAACAACGCUCUCGGGCAGAUCCUGCUGGCGAGGAAGCUAGGAAAGACCAAGAUCAUUGCCGAGACUGGUGCUGGACAGCACGGUGUAGCUACCGCGACUGUCUGCGCCAAGUUUGGCAUGGAGUGUACCGUCUACAUGGGUGCUGAGGAUGUGCGCCGUCAGGCCUUGAACGUUUUCCGUAUGCGUCUGCUCGGCGCCAAGGUUGUCGCCGUGGAGGCCGGGUCCCGGACGCUCCGUGACGCUGUGAACGAGGCCAUGCGCCAGUGGGUUACCGAGCUCGACACCACUCACUACAUCAUCGGUUCCGCCAUCGGCCCGCACCCGUUCCCGACCAUCGUCCGAACCUUCCAGUCGGUCAUCGGAAACGAGACCAAGGAGCAGAUGCUCGAGAAGCGUGGCAAGCUGCCCGAUGCCGUCGUUGCCUGCGUCGGUGGCGGCUCGAACGCUGUGGGCAUGUUCUACCCCUUCAGCAACGACCCCAGCGUGAAGCUGCUAGGUGUUGAGGCCGGAGGUGACGGUGUCGACACGCUGAGACACAGCGCCACCCUCACUGGAGGCACCAAGGGUGUUUUGCACGGUGUCCGCACCUACGUCCUGCAGAACGAGCACGGUCAGAUCUCAGACACCCACUCCGUGUCGGCCGGUCUCGACUACCCCGGUGUCGGCCCCGAGCUCUCGUCCUGGAAAGACAGCGAGCGCGCCAAGUUCGUCGCUGCCACCGACGCCGAGGCCUUCUUGGGUUUCAAGCUCAUGUCUGAGAUGGAGGGCAUCAUCCCCGCCCUGGAGAGUGCCCACGGUAUCUACGGCGCCAUCGAGCUGGCCAAGACGAUGAAGAAGGGAGAGGACGUGGUCAUCUGCCUCAGUGGACGUGGAGACAAGGACGUGCAGAGCGUGGCGGACGAGCUGCCCAAGCUCGGGCCCAAGAUUGGCUGGGACUUGCGUUUUUAG
Molecule: messenger RNA, 2154 nt
Organism: Neoarthrinium moseri
Lineage: Eukaryota; Fungi; Ascomycota; Sordariomycetes; Amphisphaeriales; Apiosporaceae
Exons: 3
Coding region: 1-2154 (717 amino acids)
Biological process (GO): L-tryptophan biosynthetic process
Cellular component (GO): cytoplasm
Molecular function (GO): tryptophan synthase activity
Source: RefSeq, a predicted model, not a curated record